AUGCCUUUUCCUUUUGGUAAGUCUCAGAAGAGUCCAGCUGAAAUAGUGAGAUAUUUAAAGGAGAAUGUUGCAUCCUUGGAAAAGUUGGAUGCUGCUGACAGCAAGAAAUGUGAAAGGGUGGCAGAGGAGGCCUCCAAACACCUCGCUUCUCUGAAGGAAGUGCUUUCUGGAACUGGUGACAAGGAACCUCAAACCGAAGCUGUGGCUCAGCUUGCUCAAGAACUAUACAACACCAACCUUCUCAUUGCACUCAUAGCAAACCUGCAGAAGAUUGACUUUGAGGUGUGGAAAGGCAAGAAGGAUGUGGUCCAUUUGUUCAGCAAUAUUGUGAGACGUCAGAUUGGAACUCGCACACCCACAGUGGAAUACAUUUGUACACACCCAGAGAUCCUCUUCAUGCUUCUUAAAGGAUAUGAGAGUGCUGAAGUGGCUUUAAACUGCGGCAUGAUGCUGCGGGAAUGUCUGCGCCAUGAGCCUUUGGCAAGGACGGUGCUCUUCUCUGAAGAUUUCUUCUGCUUCUUCCGUUAUGUGGAGCUCUCUACCUUUGACAUCGCCUCAGAUGCCUUUGCAUCAUUCAAGGUGUCCACAGAGUAUGAAAAGCUUCUCCACUCCGAGAACUACGUCACCAAACGACAGUCUUUGAAGACACAACUUCACCAUCAUGACAAAGUACAUCAGCCGUGCAGAGAACUUGAAGCUGAUGAUGAACAUGCUUAG
Messenger RNA from Menidia menidia (Atlantic silverside), 717 nucleotides. NCBI's taxonomy places the organism in Eukaryota, Metazoa, Chordata, Actinopteri, Atheriniformes, Atherinopsidae. The record is from the annotation of a GenBank genome assembly.